CUGACAUAAACAUGAGGAGGAUGUCCCAUUUCAUCUCCCUAUCUGUAUCCUAUACGAGUAUCUGCUAAAUUAGCUGCGAUCACCCAAAGUUCUUGCUCUUCUUCGAAUUCCGCCUCGUAUUCUUAGCUCGAUUAUAUACAUUUUGUGGCUGUUUGUAACCCUCUUUAAAACACACAGCGAACAAGCAAAUAAAACCUCAGAAAUCCAAUCAGUAGCAUGUUCUUAGCUCUAGUAAAUGUGCUUCAUCAUUUUUGGAUGCUCCAGUUGUGAUUCAGUGAACUUGUCAAGCUUUUUAUAGGCAAACUAUGCUGGAUUUGGUUGCUUACUCUCAUAUUCCUAAGGGAUAUGUUGUUACACAGACAAACACACAUCCUGCUAGAUGUCAUGCACCACAUCUUUUUCGGCUUUAUUCAAAAACAUUGUUUUGUUACAAUGGAGUUCAACAUUUAUCACCACUGUCUAUGCAUCACAAGACUUGCAGUUCUUACAUAACAAGUGAUGUACACAAAAGUAUUCCUAUAUUCAAUGUAAAAAGAUUUUACUUCUUCAAGCAUGUGCUACCACAAAGGUACAUUAUCCAAAUGUCUGCAUCACUUGAUGUUGCAAGUGCUGUUGAUGUCAUCAAUGACUUAGGGAUGGACACUUUGACAUUUUUAGCGGUGACUGUAUUGGUUGUUCCUGCAUUCAAGAUUAUCAAAGCCAGUCCUAUACUUGGCUUCUUCUUUGCCGGAGUUGUGCUCAAUCAGUUCGGCCUUAUCAGGAAUAUCACAGAUGUUAAAGUGCUAUCUGAAUGGGGGAUUCUCUUUUUGCUGUUUGAGAUGGGUUUGGAGCUUUCACUUGCACGCUUGAAAGCUUUGGCGAAGUUUGCAUUUGGGAUGGGAUUGACUCAGGUUAUAUUGUCGACUCUUGCUUUCUCUGCAUUUGAACUUCCACCUAAUGCUGCAAUUGGGACGAGGAUUAUGGAAUUUCUCUUUCACUCAAGACCUGAUCUGGUCAACAUCAGAAGUAUUGAUGAGGCGGUUGUAAUUGGUGCUGCUCUAUCAUUGUCUUCAUCAGCUUUUGUUCUGCAGAUUCUUGCAGAGAGAGGUGAGCUUCCAACCAGAUUCGGAUCUGCUACUUUAGGGAUACUUCUACUUCAGGAUAUAGCUGUUGUACCUCUGCUGGUGGUACUUCCAGUUCUCGAGAGUCAGAAUUUGGUUGAAGAAAGCAUUUGGCCAAUGCUCGCUAAAGAAAGCUUGAAGGCUUUAGGAGGACUUGGUUUACUUUCUCUGAGUGGAAAAUACAUCUUGAGGCGAGUUUUUGAGAUUGUUGCAGAAGCAAGAAGCUCAGAAGCAUUUGUUGCCCUUUGCCUUUUAACAGUUGCGGGAACAUCGCUUUUAACUCAACAAUUGGGCUUCAGUGAUACGCUUGGAGCAUUCCUGGCCGGGGCUUUAUUAGCAGAAACAAACUUCCGUACUCAGAUUGAAGCGGAUAUAAGGCCAUUUAAAGGAUUACUUCUUGGGCUAUUUUUUGUGACCACAGGGACUUCUAUUGAUAUGCAGCUUCUUUUCCGAGAAUGGCCAAAUGUUCUUUCACUCUUGGCAGGUCUAAUUGUUAUCAAGACACUUAUUAUAACAGCAAUCGGUCCCCGAGUUGGACUUACCCUACAAGAGAGCAUAAGGAUUGGGUUUCUUCUCUCUCAGGGAGGCGAAUUUGGAUUUGUGGUGUUUUCAUUAGCAAACAGGCUUGGUGUGCUGCCGCUUGAGCUGAACAAACUUCUCAUAAUUGUUGUUGUGCUGUCCAUGGCUUUGACCCCUUUGCUCAACGAAAUUGGAAGAAAUGCGGCUAAUCUUAUUGAUGAGACCUUUGAUGAUGAUGAUGAUAAACCAGGUCAAGAAGUUGACUUCAAUGGUAGUGAACCGGUUGUUAUUGUUGGAUUUGGGCAAAUGGGUCAGGUCCUUGCCAACUUGUUAUCUGCUCCCCUAGCUUCAGGUUUAGACAGAGACGGUGUGGGGUGCCCUUAUGUUGUUUUUGAUCUAGACCCUUCUGUGGUGAAGGCUUCAAGAAAUCUUGGGUUUCCUGUUCUUUAUGGUGAUGGCUCCCGUCCAUCAGUUCUCAGAUCUGCUGGUAUAUCAUCUCCUAAAGCUGUAAUGGUCAUGUAUGCUGAGAAAGAAAAGACCAUUGAGGCUGUUGAAAGGAUCCGGCUUGCUUUCCCCGCGAUUCCAAUAUAUGCACGAGCUCAGGACGUGAAGCAUUUAUUAAAUCUGAAGAAAGCAGGUGCAACAGAUGCUAUCCUUGAAAGCACAGAGUCGAGUUUACAGCUUGGCUCCAAAUUGUUGAAAGGGUUUGGUGUAAUGUCUGACGAUGUGACUUUCCUGAGCCAACUGGUCCGAGAUUCUAUGGAGUUGCAAGCCCAAGAAGGACUUGGUAAAAUUGAUGAUCAAAAUCAAAUUAUGAAGCCAUUGCAGGUACGAGUAGGGGAGCUAUUAAUGGCCAGAGAACCAACUGAAUCUAAAGGCGAAGUAUGGAGAACAGAAGAGCAGACGGUUAAAAGCUUUGCCUUCUCAAGUUCUGAACAGUUGACUCGUGACCCUGAAAACCAUUUAGAAGGUCAUCUUGAAGAAGAAGAAGAAGAAGAAGAAGAAGAAGAAGAAGAAGAAACCAAUCAAGAGUGAUUUCUGUCAACUCAGAAAACAUCAUCAAUAUAAGCAAUGCAGAUGUAUAGUCUCCCACAGACAGCUGUAGGUAGAGAUUAGAGAUUAGAGAGUGACAUUUCGGGAUGCUAAGUUUUCAACUUAGAGAUGCUUAGCCCAAACACACAUCAUUCUUUUUUAUUUUUCUUUUUAAAAUACAACUUUGUGUAGCUAUACUGUACAUAAUACUACGUACAACUUUUUCUAUGAAUGAAUGAGAGCUGUACCUAACGCGGUAACACCUUGUGAGUU
Cuscuta epithymum is the source of this 2924-nucleotide messenger RNA. The record is from the annotation of a GenBank genome assembly. NCBI's taxonomy places the organism in Eukaryota, Viridiplantae, Streptophyta, Magnoliopsida, Solanales, Convolvulaceae.